Messenger RNA from Clonostachys byssicola, 1662 nucleotides. Lineage: Eukaryota; Fungi; Ascomycota; Sordariomycetes; Hypocreales; Bionectriaceae. The record is from the annotation of a GenBank genome assembly.
AUGAUGACAAAGACAGCGACAAAGACCAAAGCUACCCUGCCGGCGACGACGACCGAGCACACCGAGGAAAUUGAGCAGAAUGCGCUGUCUCCCAAGGACAUAGUUGCCGAUGCCGCCGCCAAAGGCCAGGGAACCACCGGCUAUGAAACACUAACCGUGUGGGAAACAGUCAAAGCGUUCAAGAUGAAUGCACUUUACUGCUUCUUGGUCACCUUUAGUGCUGCCACCGAUGGCUAUCAGAUUGGAAUGCUCGGUAACAUAAUUGCCAAUCCCGGAUUCGUGAAGCAGUUUGGAACUGCGACCGGGGCAGAUGGCAAGCCAGCACUUGCGUCUGGAGACAUUGGUGGCUGGAAUGCCGUGGGUUCUGUAGGUCAAGUUGUUGGAAUGGUAACUUUGCCAUUCCUAUCGGACAGGUUCGGCAGGAAGUUCUCUAUGUACUGGUAUUGGACUAUCCUGGCUCUCGGUGUCAUGGUUGAGUGCGUUGCUAGGACCCCACAGGUCUGGUAUUUGACCAAGAUCCUCGGUGGAAUCGGCGUUGGGUGCUUACAGUCGACCAUACCCGCCUACGUCUCCGAAGUUGCUCCAGUGCGCUGUCGGGGUGUCUUUCUUAUGUUCUACAGUUUGUGGUUCAGCCUGGGACAGUUCUUCGCGCCAGUGGCGCUCCAGGUCAUGUCGACAUAUGCUCCAACGAACUAUCUCACCCCAAUCUAUACGCAGUGGUCCCAAAUAGGGCUGAUGUUGAUUAUCAUCUUUUUUGUUCCUGAGUCGCCAGCAUGGUGUGCCUCAAAAGGACAUGCCGAGCGUGGUCGAAACGCGCUUUGCCAACUUUAUCGGGGCGUCAAAGACUACAAUCCGGAUAUACAGUAUAACCUUCUGGUUCUCAACAUUGAACAUGAAAGGAAUGUUGCCGCAGAGCAAAAGAAUGAGCACUGGUGGGCGAUCUUCAGAAAGACAGACGGACUGCGGACGCUCAUUUCGCUGUGGACUCUGAUGUCACAGCCAUUCAUUGGUCUCGGCCUAUUCCUAAGCUAUGGUUCCUACUUCUUCCAGCAAGCGGGUAUUGAUGACCCCUUCCGGGUAACAUGCAUUACAUCAGGUAUUGGUUUGGGCAUCAGUGUCUUGACCAUUUAUCUUGCAGAUGUUACUGGCCGGCGUUGGAUGGCUUGCUAUGGCACAACACUUUGCUGGCUUUGCAACGUUGCUGUGGGCAUUCUUGGAGUCGUUCACAAGACUCAAACUACGAACAUUCUUCUGGUUGUCUUUUCAGUAUUUUGGAAUGUCGGUCUGGUCGGGAAUGGUGCAACAGGAUGGGGCUUCAUCGGCGAGAUCUCCUCACAACGGUUGAGGCCAUAUACUGCCGGGUUCGCUGCCGCCUCUACAUGUGUGAUCGGUAUCGGAAUGGGUAUCCUGAUUCCAUACAUGAUUAAUACCAACGACUGGAACUGGGGUCUCAAAACCUGUUGGUUUUUUGCUGGUACUGGUCUUCCGUUCGUUAUUGGGAUUUGGUUCUUGAUUCCCGAAACAACAGGCCGAUCUGCAGCUGAGCUUGACGAGCUAUUUGAACGAAAAGUGAAGCCAUGGAGGUUCAGCAAAACAACCACCGCAACGCAAAACCUGGUCGCAAACGAGUCGCGGGAGGAUAGGGCGAAAGUUGUAGAAUAA